AUCGCAGGCUGGGAGUUGAUAUCGCUUAUAAUCCGGGUGUACUACCCAGUAUUUUGGGCCAGUUUCGCAUACGCCAUGGAAUGUUUCGGUGUUUCUUGCAUGCCACUACGAAUUGCAUGCAGUACAGUCGUACACAACUGUUAAGUGGAGGUGCUUCAUUUUCGCUGGAAUACUGAACACUGUCCAACGAUGACUAGAAAACUACUCCUCAGCUCAUCAUCACAACCACGGAAUCAAUUCAACUCAAACAUGGUAACAUAGUCCUUCUUUCGAACUUUAGGAAUAUUAUUUUUAAAACUUAUGCGAACAAGGAAGCUUCUAGCUUCCUUUAUUGGAGUCAUUCCCGAUAAUUGACGGUGUUUGUGUUUCGAAAAUCGUCAUCUGUUGGCCACCGUUUUCGGCUCUCUAGUAUUUGUGCGCACUGUGAUUAUUUUACCGAUCGCCCUCAUCAUGUCUAGCAAAGCGCCCGGCAGUGAUCCACAAAAGUCCAAAACCCACAGUGCUUCACAUGGCUGUUGUCAAUUAAACAGUUGUUGUGGGUGUACACCAUCAAGACAGCCAUCGACAAGACGUCGAAAGAUUCGUGAGAUUUCGGAACCGCUUCGGCCAGAUCAACUCAACCAGAUUUUAGCUCAGUACGGAUUCUUGGACGAUCAGAUAUUACCCUCAGCCUGGGUCGGUCCCUAUCCCUCGCAGAGGCCGGUUUCGAUGGGACCCACGCUUCCAUCUUUCGGUCCCGGAGCAGUUCCAACUACGGCGCAUGCACCUUCGCCAUUCGCACAUCCCCCACAGAGCGCUUUUUAUGGUCCUCCCACAUCUGUGCCUUCCGCUGCUGCCACCGCUCCUCCUCAGGUGCCUUUAGUCGUUCACAUGCCUUCUGAACCUACACCACCGGGAUCAGACCAGCCGGAGUACUUCAGACCACGGGAGGAGUUUGGGCAUUCUCCGCUGGCCUAUAGCUUGUCUGCUGAACUUGCCAGUGUCGGGAAGCAUCGAUUUCGGUUGACUUAUGUUACCGAUCGAUUGCUAGUGGUCAGCUAUCCACCGGAUGCCCAGGAGGCUGACCAUAAUGAAGGCGCCCGGUGGUUAUGUCAGGCAUUCGAACGUCGCUACGGCAACAAUUAUAGGAUUUUCAAUCUUUCCGGUUUCACCAAGGAACUUCAUCUUUCAAGUAAGGUCCCGGUGAUAGAUCUCUUCUGGCCAGUUCCCCUGGCUCCCGGUCUGGAACAACUUGUAACCGCUAUUGAUCAACUUGAUUACUGGUUGCACAACCACGAUAAUGGGGCUGGCACAGGCACCCAGCCACCUCCGACUAAUCGCGUCGCUGUCUUACAUUGUACUGGUCCUCGCAGUCUGUUGGCUACUUAUCUGGCUGUGUAUAUUUGUCAGUCCAAGGCUCGUUUUGGACCAUUGUGCGGGCAGAGGCCAGGAUCUCCAACGGCCCGUGGGUUGCGUUGGAACGAAAAUCGAUUUCGACGGUUUCGUCACGAACUGGUUCUGGGUCACAUGAUUUUGAAACGCUUUUACGAGGAUAAUUUGGCACGGGAGUUGAGUCCAUCCCAAAAGCGCUACGUCGGCUACUUCUCUGGGCUUGUCACCGGCGCCCUCAUCCUCCAAGACCGUCUGAUCUACCUCCACGCAGUGGUCUACCGUAAUCCAGGACGGGGACGCUUUUUUACAACUGCACUGGAGACCAUAGCAGAGAAUAACAACAAUGCGAUCAAUGGAAACUCAGUUUAUGCUCAUCCAGAAGAGUUUGUUUCUCAGCCUCGUCGAGUCGAAACGUUAGAGGCCGUGGUUCCCCCAGAGGAGUGGAGUCCCGAAGGAGUAGAUACAGAAAACAAUCUUAUGGAAUGGUACCGUGCAGGUGGCAUGGAAAUGCGAGCAAUCGAAGCUGGAAUGCCUAGGCCAUGUAAUGGUGGCUUCCCAACCGAUCAGGAAGAAUUGUGCCGGUUGACCAAAUCAAUCGAAACUGAAAUGCGAGCUGGACGAAGGUUUGUCGUGGAUGAGACAAACGUCCGUCUGGUCGGACCAAAAGUAGAAACAACAAUGCGAAGUUUCGUAGACGUGGAUGGAGGAUUACAGAUCAAGAUUUAUCAAAAUUUGAAGUUGAUGCAUACUACUCGUCUGUUGUGUCCUAAUGUUAAUAUUACGGUAGAAAAAUAUAUCUUUCCAAUCGAACCCAUUCUGCCUUUACACGGAGACAUAUUGAUCGCCUGCUGUCUGAGACCAGACAUCACGACGAGUAUACAAGAAAUUAUAUUCAGGUUGCAGUUCCACACGUGUGCAAUCAGCAAUGGGAGAAUGAAUUUCUAUAAACAUGAUUUGGACGAAGCUUGCAGUGGUUGCAGUUCCACACGUGUGCAAUCAGCAAUGGGAGAAUGA
Molecule: messenger RNA, 2385 nt
Organism: Opisthorchis viverrini
Lineage: Eukaryota; Metazoa; Platyhelminthes; Trematoda; Opisthorchiida; Opisthorchiidae
Exons: 11
Coding region: 451-2385 (644 amino acids)
Source: RefSeq, a predicted model, not a curated record